AAAAUGAUCAUCGAAUAAGUGCAUUAUGUUAAUCGGUGCAUUUGUUGCCAUUUCAAGUGUAAUUUCUUCGACGGAUUUGGAUGCGUGGCAAGAAUUUAAGACAAAAUUUUCAAAACAUUAUGCAAACGAAACGGAAGAAAAUCAUCGCAUGGACACGUACCGAAAUUAUGCCCAAACUGUGACAUUGCUAGCGCCACGACGGAAUUCAAUGUAAUCUACACUAAGUUGCCGCCAAAUAGUGAAAAGACUUUUGCUCAGUUGCAACCAACGGACUAGAGCUCCAUAGUUGUCCGUAGUGGCGCUAGCAGUGCUACAGUUUUGCAUUUUAUACAGUCUCUUAUGGAGCAUAAUUUCUGUAUGCAUGGACAUUAUUUUGAUGUUGUCACAUGCAUUGAUAUUGCAAUAUAAUACCUUUGCAUGUGCCUCAUUUUGUUUAAUUCUUGAAAAAAUACAUACGACACGUUUAUAUCGCAUUUUGAUAAAUCACGAAAAUGGGCAUGUUAUAAAUUCCAACCCAACUAAGUGCACAUAAUAGAGGGACUUGAUUAAGCUUGCAAUGUGUAUUUUUCGAACGAUAUAACGUCAUUUUAAAGUGAAUUUGAAAACAGCUUGAAACAUUUAGCACUUUUACCUUCAAUUAUGAGUCCAUUUUCCCUUCGAAGUUUCAGUAUGAACAAGUGCAUUAUUUUAAUCGGUGCAUUUGUUGCCAUUUCAAGUGUAAUUUCUUCAACGGAUUUGGAUGCGUGGCAAGAAUUUAAGACAAAUUAUUCAAAACAUUAUGCAAACGAAACGGAAGAAAAUUAUCGCAUGAAAAUUUACAUAAAACUUAAAAAAGAAAUCGACAAACACAAUGAACUCUAUGAAAAAGGCUUAGUUUUAUUCAAAAGAGGCGUGGACAAAUACAGUGAUUUAACAGAUGAAGAGAUCACGAGUCGCAGGAGAGGAUUUGAUUCCAAUAUGACUAGACCUGAAUCUGAAGCUGACGAUUUAGAAUAUUUUGUGGGAUCGUCUCAUUAUAAAUUGCCAGACUAUGUGAACUGGAGAGAGAAAGGCGUUGGACCAGCAAAAGAUCAAGGUGAUUGUGGAAGUUGCUGGGCUUUCGCGGCAGUUUCAGCUGUCGAAAGUCAUCUAUUCAUUAAAAAAGGGGUGCGAGUAUCAUUAUCACCGCAAAAUAUCAUGGACUGUUCAUCAAAGUAUGCACAUUCUUUUAAACAACGAUUUUUUAAUAAUGGAUGUAGCGGCGGUUGGCCAGAUCAAGCUUUUAAAUAUAUCAAACAUCAUGGCAUUUAUACAGAAAGUGCUUAUCCAUAUGAAGCUAAGAACAGAGCCUGCCAAUAUAAACAUUACCAAAAAUCGAGAAUCUCUAUUCGCGGCUACCACACAAUUCCAAGUGGAGAUGAGCGAAAAUUGAAAGAGACGAUCGCAAAAGAGGGACCCGUGGUUGUCGUAAUUCAUGCGGGUCAUUUAUUCGACUCUUAUCGUGGUGGCGGCUAUUAUGCUUGUCUCUUGGAGAAACACAUUUUGAAUCACGUCGUUUUGGCAGUAGGUUACGGAACAGAUAAAUUUGGAAGAGAUUACUAUAUCUUGAUGAAUUCAUUUGGAGUAGGGUGGGGAGACACGGGUUACAUGUAUUUGCUGAGAAAUAUGGAAAACCCCUGUGGCAUCGCCACGAAUGCUUUCUACCCCAUUGUUUAGAUAUAAACGUUACCUUUCCUAUUUCUAUAAACGAUAAACAAUAUUCCUCUUUUUGCAAAAUUUUGGUCAAAUAUUUUAUAUAUAACUGAACUAUAAGUUUUUUUAAGUAUACACAUAAGAAGAUUUUUUGACUAAUUAACAAAGAUUUUCUGUUUAUAUUGUAGCUUGAAGGUUAAUUUGAUAUAAGUUUAAUGAAAAAAAUGCAGUGUAAAAAUAAAUAAAUGAAAUUGCAACA
Contarinia nasturtii (swede midge) is the source of this 1930-nucleotide messenger RNA. RefSeq names its product cathepsin L1-like. Gene Ontology annotation, molecular function: cysteine-type endopeptidase activity. The record is from RefSeq and is a predicted model, not a curated record. The coding region runs from base 640 to 1695 and encodes 351 amino acids. The transcript has 6 exons. Gene Ontology annotation, biological process: immune response. Gene Ontology annotation, cellular component: lysosome. Lineage: Eukaryota; Metazoa; Arthropoda; Insecta; Diptera; Cecidomyiidae.